AUGAAAGUUAAAUUCUCUCUUCUUGCUUGGGCCUUGUUGACCCUUGCUUCUUCCGUCCCCGGACACGCUCACGUCGAUUCACCGAGAGGCGUCGAACCUGCCCGUCGAAUAAACUUCGGUCCUGAACUAAAUCAUCGUACUUUUAGUGCUCCUUCGAUAAAAAAGUUUGGUACUUUUACCGCCCCAGAUGAUGCUGAUCCUAAAGAGAUUGCAAUUAAAUUUGUUAAAUCAAAACUACACCCGAAAGCUGACUUUGUGAUUAAAGAUAUUUACAAAUCAGACCAUAAUGGCGUUACUCAUGUAUAUUUUAAACAAGUUGUUAAUGGUUUAUAUGUCACCAAUGGUGACAUUAAUGUUAACAUUGACCAAUUCGGUAGAAUUAUAUCGUAUGGUGAUUCGUUCAUUAAACCUAACGCUAGCGCAAUUCGACCGAUGGGUCCGGUUAAGAUCACUAAAGAUGGA
This is a messenger RNA of Racocetra persica, 462 nucleotides long. The record is from the annotation of a GenBank genome assembly. Lineage: Eukaryota; Fungi; Glomeromycota; Glomeromycetes; Diversisporales; Gigasporaceae.